Messenger RNA from Lipotes vexillifer (Yangtze River dolphin), 1572 nucleotides. It is a transcript of the gene SLC29A4, whose product is annotated as solute carrier family 29 member 4. NCBI's taxonomy places the organism in Eukaryota, Metazoa, Chordata, Mammalia, Artiodactyla, Lipotidae. The coding region runs from base 1 to 1572 and encodes 523 amino acids. Gene Ontology annotation, biological process: nucleoside transmembrane transport. Gene Ontology annotation, cellular component: plasma membrane. Gene Ontology annotation, molecular function: monoamine transmembrane transporter activity; nucleoside transmembrane transporter activity. The record is from RefSeq and is a predicted model, not a curated record. The transcript is spliced from 11 exons.
AUGGGCUCGGUGGGCAGCCAGCAACUCCAGGAGCCCAGCAUGGCGAGCACGCCGCACAGGAGCGUGGUGACAAGCUUCAGCUUCGACAGCGGCCAGCUGGCGGAGGUGGUGGCAGGGGUAGCCCAGGCCCAGGGCAGUAGGGCCAGGGGCAUCCCGCUUUUCACGGACUCUGAGUUGGAGGAGCCGGUGCCUGACGACCGCUACCGCGCCGUCUACUUUGCAACGCUCCUGGCUGGCGUGGGCUUCCUGCUGCCGUACAAUAGCUUCAUCACCGACGUGGACUACCUGCACCACAGGUACCCAGGGACCUCGAUUGUGUUUGACAUGAGCCUCACCUACAUCCUGGUGGCGCUGGUGGCUGUGCUCCUGAACAACGCGCUGGUGGAGAGACUGAGCCUGCACACGAGGAUCACUGCCGGCUACCUCUUAGCCUUGGGCCCCCUCCUGUUCAUCAGCAUCUGCGACGUGUGGCUGCAGCUCUUCUCUCGUGACCAGGCUUAUGCCAUCAACCUGGCUGCGGUGGGCACCGUGGCCUUCGGCUGCACAGUGCAGCAAUCCAGCUUCUAUGGGUACACGGGGAUGCUGCCCAAGAGGUACACGCAGGGGGUGAUGACGGGGGAGAGCACGGCGGGCGUGAUGGUUUCCCUGAGCCGCAUCCUCACGAAGCUGCUGCUGCCCGACGAGCGGGCCGGCACCCUCAUCUUCUUCCUGGUCUCCGCGGGCCUGGAGCUGAUCUGCUUCCUGCUGCACCUGCUGGUGCGGGGCAGCCGCUUCGUGCUCUACCACACGGCGCGGCCCCGCCCCGGCCACAGGGCCGGCUACCGCGUGCACCACGACGUGGCCGCCGAGGACGUGCACUUUGAGCACCAGGGCCCAGGCCUGGCCAACGGCGGGUCCCCGAAGGACAGCCCAGCCCACGAGGUGACCGGCGGCGGGGGAGCUUACACGCGCUUUGAUGUGCCUCGGCCGAGAAUCAGGCGCAGCUGGCCCUCCUUCCGAGCCCUGCUGCUGCACCGCUACGUGGUGGCCCGCGUCAUCUGGGCGGACAUGCUGUCCAUUGCCGUGACCUACUUCAUCACGCUGUGCCUGUUUCCGGGUCUCGAGUCCGAGAUCCACCACUGCAUCCUGGGCGAGUGGCUGCCCAUUCUCAUCAUGGCCGUGUUCAACCUCUCUGACUUCGUGGGCAAGAUCCUGGCGGCGCUGCCCAUGGACUGGCAGGGCACCCACUUGCUGGCCUGCUCCUGCCUCCGUGUGGUCUUCAUCCCCCUCUUCAUCCUGUGCGUCUACCCCAGCAGCACGCCCGCGCUCCGCCACCCGGCCUGGCCCUGCAUCCUCUCUCUACUCAUGGGCAUCAGCAACGGCUACUUUGGCAGCGUGCCCAUGAUCCUGGCGGCGGGCAAAGUGAGCCCCAAGCAGCGGGAGCUAGCAGGGAACACCAUGACCGUGUCCUACAUGACGGGGCUGACGCUGGGCUCGGCCGUGGCCUACUGCACCUACAGCCUCACACGGGACUCCCAUGGCACCUGCCCCGACCGCUCCGCCGCCAACGCUUCCUUCCCCGCUGGCCUCUGA